AUGAUUUUAUCAGUCAGCUACGUUUUUUUGGCGGCAUGUUGUGCGGUGGUUCUUGGUUUCCCCCACUUCGGAUUUAGAAGCCCACUAGACGGGGCAAGAGAUUUCGAAUCGUCAGGCAACGGAGUAGAGGAACCUAUUCAGGGAAGAGUAAAAGUAGUCGAAAUUAGCCCUAAUUUUCUACGUCAGUCCUCUUUGUUCAGAAGGGGGACCUCUAUCGGGAACAGUCAAAGCCGAAGAGGGCCUCUUCCAGCCUUUUUGUCGAUGGGGCGACCGGGCCCUGCUCCGUCCAACAAGGCAACGCAACCCUCUGCGCCGUUCCAGCUCUUUGGCGCGGAUAUGAAUAGAAAACUAGGACAGGCGAUGUGGCAGAGGAUGAUGGACAAAAACACUCAAGACAAGGAGGUGUUGGCAUUGCCCAUUAACCCAAAAGACAGCUCCAAGCAGAGCUGUGCUGCAGUGCCUUUCGCGCAGCGAGUGUCCGCAGCGGGCUGCGAGGCGGUGACGGUGCAGAAUAAAUUGUGCUUCGGUCAGUGCAGUUCAUUGUACGUGCCACCUGGCGGGGAGUCUGUUGGACAAACGACGGGUGCUGGGAUCAGCUCGCCCUGCUCCCGCUGCGCCCCCUCAAAGGUGAGGUCCAUAGUGGUGUCCUUGCGCUGCCAGGGGAAGGCCGAAACGCAGGCCAGGCGGCUGAUGGUGGUGGAGGAGUGCAAGUGUGAGACAGGCCGCGAGGAGAACAGCGUCGAGAGGACAGGGCUAAAACACUAA
Conger conger (European conger) is the source of this 765-nucleotide messenger RNA. It is a transcript of the gene dand5, whose product is annotated as DAN domain family, member 5. The coding region runs from base 1 to 765 and encodes 254 amino acids. The transcript is spliced from 2 exons. NCBI's taxonomy places the organism in Eukaryota, Metazoa, Chordata, Actinopteri, Anguilliformes, Congridae. The record is from RefSeq and is a predicted model, not a curated record.